Molecule: messenger RNA, 1690 nt
Organism: Cynara cardunculus var. scolymus (artichoke)
Lineage: Eukaryota; Viridiplantae; Streptophyta; Magnoliopsida; Asterales; Asteraceae
Product: calmodulin-binding receptor-like cytoplasmic kinase 2
Exons: 6
Coding region: 164-1498 (444 amino acids)
Biological process (GO): protein phosphorylation
Molecular function (GO): ATP binding; protein kinase activity
Source: RefSeq, a predicted model, not a curated record
UGUUUAUGUUGCUUGAUUUGGUCUGUUUUUUGAAUAGUUUAAUGCCAAGAAGGAUUCAUCAACAUUCAACUGGACCAGAUGUUGGCUGACGAUUCCAUCAAUCUCUCUGUCGACAAAUCAUGUGAUUGAAAACACGCCCACCCACAAACAAAUUCCCAUUCCUAUGAAUCAAUCAAGAAAUUCUCCGGUGAUUCGCUCCGCCCCCGGGCAAGUUUGGAAUCAGAGUUCUAGUUCCACUUCCAAUUCUGGUUCCAUCUAUGGCUUCCGCAGGGAUCAUCAGCCUAUCGAACAGAAAAAGACCUCCUUUUUUGGCUUAAUAGUUAGGGUUUUGACAUGUAAAGGGGAUAUAGCUCAUGUGGAUGAAGGUCAUCCUCAACCUGCUACAGUCCCAUAUUCAAACCCUGCUUCUUUGAAAAGCAGCAAAAAACACGACUCUGCUUCCUCUACGCCUUCCGUGGCCUCUAAUGGACAGCAGGGCUCAAAUGGGUUAUCCUUUGAAGAUAUUCGUAAGGCGACUGGAGAUUUCUCUACCUCAAAUAUAAUCGGGGAAGGAGGAUUUGGUACUGUUUAUAAGGGAACACUGAAAAAUGGAUCCAUCAUUGCUAUAAAGCGUGUGAAAAAGGAAACUUAUGACAGAGGGACACCAGUGGAGUUCAAAAAUGAGAUCCUAACAUUUUCAAAGAUUGAGCAUCUGAAUCUGGUUAGAUUCUACGGAUACAUAGAACAUGGAGAUGAGCGUAUUAUUCUGGUAGAAUAUGUUUCAAACGGAACCCUUCGUGACCAUUUAGAUGGUAAAUGUGGAAGCGGGCUUGAAACCGGGGAGCGUCUAGACAUUAUGAUUGAUGUAGCUCAUGCAAUCACAUAUUUACAUACAUAUACAGAUCUCCCCAUAAUCCACAGAGACAUAAAAUCGUCUAAUAUACUGAUCACUGAUAAACUUCGUGCGAAAGUGGCUGAUUUUGGAUUUGCGCGCAUAAGGGUUGAAGAUCCAACCGCCACUCACAUUUCUACUCAAGUCAAAGGAACCGCAGGCUACUUAGAUCCUGAAUACCUCAGUACGUACCAACUUACCGAUAGGAGUGAUGUUUACUCCUUUGGGGUUUUGCUUGUGGAGCUCGUAACAGGAAGACUACCAAUCGAGUUAAGUAAAGCUCCCAACGAGAGAUUAACGACAAAAUGGGCAAUGCAGAGACUCAAAGGAGGGGAGGUGGUGCUGGCGAUGGAUCCAAAGCUAAGGAGGAAUCCGGCGUCAAUGAUGGUGGUUGAGAAGGUGCUGAGACUCGCGCGACAAUGCUUGGCCCCCACAAGACAAUUGAGACCGUCGAUGAAGAGAUGUGCGGAGAUCUUGUGGAGAAUCAGAAAGGAUUUUCAUGAGCAUAAGGAUGUUAUGGCAGCUGCAAUCCAUUCUGUACAGGUACCUCAGAUGGAUGCCAGAAAGAACCGCCGUGAAUUCUUCGGUAUCGAAGACAGCAACAACCAAAGAUUUCAAUCUGCGUAGAAAUUGUAUAAAAAAGGUCCCUUUUUGUAUGUAGAGAAUUUAUUCAACUGUUCAUUUGUGUUUUCAUUACAACGUUGUUGUUUUCCAGUUUUACACAUGAAAACUAAUAAGACCCCCUAAGAGAAGAUGUAAGCAUACUGUUUUUUUGUAAUUUGGUUGAUUAUAACGGAAAUUUGUGAUGGGUGUUGUUGC